AAAAUCAAAUCAUGGUAGCCUUCUGUCAUUUCAAUCAUAAAAAUGCUUCGCAUUAAACCGCUUCAACAUAUUUCCAAGCGUUUCGCUUGCGAAUUAAAAUCUAUCCUUGCCUCCAAAAUCCCUAAAGAGCAAGAACGCAUUAAAGCUUUCCGCAAGGCUCAUGGCAAGACCAAAAUUGGCGAAGUUACCGUCAACAUGGCGUAUGGCGGCAUGCGAGGCAUCAAGGGUCUCAUUUGCGAAACUUCAGUCCUGGACCCCCAUGAAGGUAUCCGUUUCCGGGGCCACUCCAUUCCCGACUGCCAGGAGAAGCUCCCUAAGGCCGACUGUGGCGAACAGCCUUUGCCUGAAGGCCUCUUUUGGCUACUUCUCACUGGGGAUAUCCCCACAAGCGAGCAAGUGAAAUCCCUCUCUGAGGAGUGGGCCAGUCGCUCCGAAUUGCCGGCCCACGUGUGCAAGUUCCUGAAACAAGUCCCCAAAGAUGUGCACCCCAUGGCGCAGCUCUCGGCCGCUUGCUCGAUUUGUAACACGGAGAGUCUGUUCAAGAAGUCGUACGCCACGGUGAAGAAGGCGAACUACUGGGAGAGCAUCUAUGAGGAUUGCAUGAAUUUGAUUGCAAAGCUUACCCCCAUUUCUGCACUGAUUUACAAGCACACCUUCAAAGGGACUGAUGAGAUAGGGACCGUGGAUUCGGACAAAGACUGGAGUUUGAACUUCUGCCGGAUGCUGGGGUUUGACAACGAGGAGUUUGUCGAGUUGAUGCGGUUAUAUUUGACUAUACACAGCGACCAUGAAGGCGGUAACGUCUCUGCUCACACUGUCCAUUUGGUGGGGUCGGCCCUAAGUGACCCCUAUUUGUCUUAUGCCGCUGGUAUGAAUGGUUUAGCUGGGCCUUUGCAUGGUUUAGCAAACCAGGAAGUACUAGUUUGGUUGAAAAAUUUGCAAAAAGAAGUAGGGAAAGACCCCACUCAUGACAAAAUUAAAGAUUUCAUUUGGAAAACUCUGAAAUCGGGUCGUGUGGUUCCCGGCUAUGGCCACGCCGUUUUGCGAAUCACUGAUCCGAGGUUCACUGUUCAGAAACAAUUUGCAGAAAAGUAUCUUCCCAAUGAUCCCUUAUUCAAAAUUGUUUCACUGGUUUUCGAGGUGGUUCCCCCGAUUUUGAAAGAGUUGGGUAAAGUACAAAACCCCUGGCCGAAUGUGGAUGCCCACUCCGGUGUCCUUUUACAAUAUUACGGCAUGACCGAAAUGACCUAUUACACCGUGUUGUUCGCGGUUUCUCGCGCAUUGGGUGUUUUGGCUUGCACGGUUUGGGAUCGCGCUCUAGGCUUGCCCAUCGAAAGGCCUAAAUCCAUCUCCACCGAACGUCUCAUCAAAGAAGUCACAGGUGGCGAUGACAAAAAAGGGAAAAAAGGAAAAAAAUGUGAAUAAAUUUCUUGUUUUGAAUAAAACUUCAGAAACUU
Molecule: messenger RNA, 1457 nt
Organism: Tribolium madens (black flour beetle)
Lineage: Eukaryota; Metazoa; Arthropoda; Insecta; Coleoptera; Tenebrionidae
Product: probable citrate synthase 2, mitochondrial
Exons: 4
Coding region: 43-1425 (460 amino acids)
Biological process (GO): citrate metabolic process; tricarboxylic acid cycle; carbohydrate metabolic process
Cellular component (GO): mitochondrial matrix
Source: RefSeq, a predicted model, not a curated record